AAAUAAAAUAGGGAGUACUUGCUGAUAUCUUGGAACCAAUAAUGGGCAAAGGACUCAUACCUGCAGAUCUUGAUACUUGGAAGCAAAGGAGAAGAGUCAUUGCUCCUGGUUUUCAUGCUUCAUAUCUGGAAGCUAUGAUCAAAGUGUUCACAACUUGUUCAGAAAGAACAGUGUCAAAGUUCCAUAAACUUCUUGAAACAGCAGAAAGCAAUAAUGAAUGGAAGUCAAUUGAAUUGGAUCUCGAAGCAGAGUUUUCUAGUUUAGCUCUUGAUAUUAUUGGGCUUGGUGUUUUCAACUAUGACUUUGGUUCUGUCACUAAAGAGUCUCCUGUCAUAAAGGCAGUCUAUGGCACUCUUUUUGAAGCUGAGCAUAGAUCCACUUUCUACAUUCCAUAUUGGAAAAUUCCAUUGGCUAGCUGGAUAGUCCCAAGGCAAAGAAAGUUUCAGAGUGAUCUGAAGAUUAUUAACAGCUGCCUUGACGGGCUUAUCAGAAAUGCGAAAGAGAGCAGACAGGAAACAGAUGUUGAAAAACUGCAACAAAGGGACUACUUAAAUUUGAAGGAUGCAAGUCUUUUGCGUUUCCUAGUUGAUAUGCGUGGAGCUGAUGUUGAUGAUAGGCAGCUAAGGGAUGACUUAAUGACAAUGCUUAUUGCUGGUCAUGAGACCACAGCUGCAGUUCUGACAUGGGCAUGUUUCCUGCUAGCGCAAAAUACGAGUAAAAUGAAGAAGGCUCAAGCAGAGGUGGAUUCAGUGCUGGGCGAUGGAAGACCAACUCUUGAAUCACUUAAAAACCUGCAGUACAUUAGACUUAUUGUCAUAGAGGCUCUUCGACUGUAUCCCCAACCUCCUUUGCUGAUUAGACGCUCUCUCAAGUCAGAUGUGUUACCAGGAGGAUACAAAGGAGCUAAAGAUGGUUAUGCCAUUCCAGCUGGGACCGAUCUCUUCAUAUCUGUAUAUAACCUCCAUAGAUCUCCAUACUUUUGGGACUCUCCUCAUGAAUUCGAGCCAGAGAGAUUUUUGGUGCAAAGAAAGAAUGAAGAAAUUGAAGGAUGGGCUGGCUUUGAUCCAUCCCGAAGUCCUGGAGCCUUGUAUCCAAAUGAGAUUAUGUCAGAUUUUGCUUUCUUGCCGUUUGGUGGAGGACCUAGAAAAUGCGUUGGAGACCAAUUUGCUCUCAUGGAGUCCACUGUAGCUCUGGCUAUGUUGCUGCAAAAUUUUGAUGUGGAAUUAAAGGGGAAUCCUGAGUCGGUGGAACUAGUUACUGGGGCAACCAUCCACACAAAAAAUGGGUUGUGGUGCAGACUCAGGAAAAGAUCUCACUCGCAUCAUUGACAUUCUUUACGGUGAGCAUUAUUAUGAAUGUUGUUGUAUAUCAUUCUUCUUUCCUGUAUUAAAGAAAACGAAAACAUUUGCACUUAUACAGUUUAAAGAAUUCUCAAGUACCUUACCGCUUUGCCAUUGAACCUUUUUACGUAUAGCACAAAGAAAAACAGGAACAAUUCGUAGUUCAGUAAAAGAAACAGAGUGAUGCUCUGCAUUUACAAACCGACUCUUUUCUUUUUAAUUUUUAUAAAAUGUGAUCCCUUAUUUAAAUAUUUUUUAUUUAGUCAACAGUCUUGUAGCCUAAUGGCAUAAAUGCUCUCUUAUGAAUAGGAAGUUAUGGGUUUGAUUCUA
Messenger RNA from Neltuma alba, 1670 nucleotides. RefSeq names its product cytochrome P450 97B2, chloroplastic. Gene Ontology annotation, molecular function: iron ion binding; monooxygenase activity; oxidoreductase activity, acting on paired donors, with incorporation or reduction of molecular oxygen. The record is from RefSeq and is a predicted model, not a curated record. The transcript has 11 exons. Lineage: Eukaryota; Viridiplantae; Streptophyta; Magnoliopsida; Fabales; Fabaceae. The coding region runs from base 42 to 1328 and encodes 428 amino acids. Gene Ontology annotation, cellular component: chloroplast.